Plodia interpunctella (Indianmeal moth) is the source of this 5508-nucleotide messenger RNA. RefSeq lists its product as uncharacterized. Lineage: Eukaryota; Metazoa; Arthropoda; Insecta; Lepidoptera; Pyralidae. The coding region runs from base 122 to 3781 and encodes 1219 amino acids. The transcript has 18 exons. The record is from RefSeq and is a predicted model, not a curated record. Gene Ontology annotation, cellular component: intracellular anatomical structure. Gene Ontology annotation, molecular function: protein binding; metal ion binding; ATP binding.
GACAGUUUGACAGCUGACAUACAUAACCUCUAAUUUCGACGAGUGCAAAUGCCCACGUCCUAUUACUUUAGAAUAAUUUUAUUUCUCUAAUUUAUUAACUUAAACCCAUUCUAAUAGUACCAUGGACUACAAUAGCCGUCAAUUAGCAGAAGAUUUCUUCUUACGCGAGCCCGUGGAUGCCCGUAUAAGGAAGCCUAAAGAUGACCACAGAGAGGAGGAAGAUCCUCACCCACAUCUUAAAGUGGAAAUGCAGACUAUCCGGUUGAAUUCUGACUCGCAGAAACUAGUUUUGGACACUUUAAGGUUCAUCCAUGGUCCAGACUUCAAACUGGGUAGUGCUAGCCGUUACAAAGAUAAAGGAUCUAACUUUGGCAACAAAUACUGGAUGGAACGAGGCAACUUGGUGGUCCAGGGCGGGACAGACUACUCCGUGAUUCAGAAACCAGACAUCGAAUCAUCUGAAGCUAGACUCAGGGCGUUUGCAUUGGCCAAACUUGAAAAAUAUAAUUUUCAUAAACCACAUUGUGCAGAAGCAUUAGAAAUGGCUGCGGAAAAUGUUGACAAGGCUUUGGAGUUAUUAUUUUACAAAUAUUUCAAAGUCAAUUCACAGGAGAAGCCACAAGAUGUACCUAGUCCAGCGGAAUUGAUCGAAAUGAGAACUGAUGAGAAAGCAGUACUUGAAUCUAUUUACGAAUCGAAUUUCAGAAUCAAAGAACAUAAUGUAUGGAGUGUCAAGAUUAAUUUAGAUUAUUUAACGAAAACAUAUGAAAACAAAAAGGUUGAAGUUAAAAAAAGUUAUAAUUACAAACCGAAAAGCAAAGAAAAGGAGUUGUGUAAAUUGUAUCUCAGAGGACCGUGUAGAUUUGGUGCUAAAUGUAAAUUUCUACAUGAAAACAAUGUUGAAGAUACUCCAAAGGAAAGUGAGAUGAAAGAAUGCGAAAAGAUUAUGUAUGAAUUAGAAAUAAGGUUUACAGAAGAUACUGUAUAUCCGUAUGAGCCACCUUUAUUGUUCUUUAAAACUGAAACCCCAACAAAAACCAUACCAGAGUUGACAUGUUUACGGAUAACAGGCAAAUUACUGGACGAAGCUAAAAUAUUAGCUCAAGACGGCAUACCUAGUAUAUACUCAUUAGUGGAAGCUUUAAACAAUGAAGAGGAAAUAUUAAAUUUUAUACAGUUUGAUACAAGAACUUUCCCGGAUACAACAGAUGCGUUAUUUCCUCAAUUAAUAGUGAAUUCGAAUGAUUUAAGUAAAGAAAAAUUACCGUCACAUUAUAAGAAAGGUGAAAACAGAAAUAAUAGAUCCAGUAUAAACUUUGAAGAGGUUUUGAAAGAUAAUAAAGAGAUAGCUAAGAGAUGGUUGGAGAAGAGGGAGAAUAAUAGGUAUAACAAAAUGAUGGCUGGUAGGAGAAAACUUCCAGCGUGGAAAAAGAAGGAAGAUAUUUUAAAUGCUAUAAAAAAAUCGCAGGUGGUAGUGAUAAGCGGUGAGACAGGCUGUGGGAAAAGCACACAGGUCCCACAAUACAUCCUGGACCAAUGGUUGGCCAACUUCAACAAAGAUGGCGUACAGCACGCUGAGAUCGUGUGCACGCAGCCGAGGAGGAUAUCCGCUAUCGGGGUCGCUGAGAGGGUGGCCGAGGAGAGGGUGGAGAAGAUCGGACAGGUCGUCGGGUAUCAGAUAAGAUUAGAAAGCAAAGUAUCAUCAAAAACCCGCCUAACAUUCUGCACAACUGGCAUAUUAUUGAGAAGAUUAGAGUACGAUCCGCAACUGAAAUCAGUUACCCACGUAAUGGUCGACGAAGUACACGAAAGGUCGGAAGAGAGCGAUUUCUUGUUAUUGAUAUUGAGGGACCUCGUCAAAGUGAGGAAGGAUUUACGUGUCGUAUUAAUGAGCGCCACUUUGAACUCGGAACUGUUCGCGGAGUACUUCGAUAAGGUUCCAAUUUUGGAAAUACCAGGUAGAACAUUCCCAGUGGAGCAGUUGUUUUUAGAAAACAUCAUGGAAACAACAGAUUAUGUUAUGGAGGAAAACGGCCCAUAUUCAAGAAAACUAAAGAAGGGAGAAAAGAAGCAAGACCUAGAAACGGAACUGGAAACUAGUGAUGUCCGUUCGGAAGGCAUCGAGCCUCCAAAACUAUCGAUACGAGACGAAAACCUCUCCAUUGCUCAGAUGAUAGCUCGCUACUCUAAGAGCAGUAAGACCACGUGUAAGAAUAUGUAUAUGAUGGACACUGAGAAGAUAAAUCUAGACUUAGUGGAGCACGUUUUACAAUACAUAGUGAAUGGUGACCACAAAUGGCCGCGAGAGGGCGCCAUAUUGAUAUUCCUGCCCGGAAUUGCUGAAAUCAUGCAACUACACGACCAGUUAGCCGAAAGUCAUACCUUUAGUCCCAAAACCGGCAAAUAUCUACUUUUGCCACUGCACUCGACCCUCACAAGUGAGGAACAGGCCCUCGUGUUCAGAAAACCCAAACCUGGUGUUAGGAAGAUUGUGAUAUCUACCAAUAUAGCUGAAACUUCUGUCACUAUUGACGAUUGCGUGUUUGUGAUCGACUGUGGCAGGAUGAAGGAGAAAAGAUUCGACUCAAACCGCAACAUGGAAUCUCUCGACCUAGUGUGGGUUUCCCGCGCAAACGCGAAGCAACGACGCGGCCGCGCCGGACGUGUGAUGCCUGGAGUAUGUGUUCAUCUGUACACUUCACACCGUUACAACUAUCAUAUACUGGAGCAACCAGUGCCGGAGAUUCAUAGGAUACCAUUGGAGCAGUUGCUUUUGAAGAUCAAAAUUCUGCCGCUGUUUCAAGAUAUGAGCGUUCAUGAAGUUUUAGGCAAAACGAUAGAACCGCCAUCAAAACCCAACAUCGACGGGGCAUUGUCGCGUCUCCAAGACAUCGGCGCAUUAGACAAGUCUUAUUCCUUGACGCCCCUAGGCGCUCACCUCGCCGCAUUGCCGGUAGACGUGAGAAUCGGGAAACUGAUGCUGAUGGGCGCUAUAUUCUGUUGCGUCGACUCUGCGCUUAGCAUGGCUGCCUUUCUCAGCUAUAAAAGUCCUGUGGUCUCACCUAGAGACAAAAAGUCUGAAGCAGAUGCAAAAAGAAGGGAGUUUGCGUGUGCUAAUAGUGAUCAGCUGACCACUUUGAAAGCUUACAGGAAAUGGCAACAAGCGAUGAGAAGCAGCACCCACGCGGGCUUAGUGUUCGCAAACGAGAACUUCCUGUCGCACAAGACUCUGUUGAUGUUGUCCGACAUCAAACACCAGUUGCUGGGCUUGCUGGCCGACAUCGGGUUCGUGCCGGACAUGCCCGAGCUCAGGAGACGGAUGAGGAAGGAUUCUGUGGCCGCCUUCACUGGAGAACAGCUCAAUGCUAAUGGCAAUAACGACAGAUUGCUGGCGGCCAUAUUGUGUGCUGCGUUGUAUCCCAACGUUGUUAAGGUGCUAACCCCCGAGAAAUCGUUUCACAUGCAAGCGGGGGGCGCCAUCCCCCGCCAGCCCGCCCCCGACGAACUGAAAUUCAAGACCAAAUCCGACGGAUACGUUGCCCUGCAUCCCUCUUCUAUCAAUUCCACUGUCGGAUACUUCGGCAGCCCUUAUUUGGUGUACCAGGAGAAGGUUAAAACAACCAGAGUGUUCAUCAGGGAAUGUUCGAUGGUGCCGCAGUUGCCGUUGGUACUGUUUUCAGGUUGCAAUUUGUCUGUGGAACUGCAUAAUGGGACUUUCAUCGUAUCCCUGGAGGAUGGGUGGAUCAUGUUCCAAGUUGAAAGACACGAGGUACUUGUAUAAGUAGCUGAAAUGCUAAAAGCGAUACGAGUCGAGCUUGUAAACCUAUUGGAAGAGAAAAUCAAGGAUCCGUCAUUAAACUUGUUACAUUACGAGAAAGGAAAUAAAAUUAUAAAAACGAUUGUGCAAAUUAUAAGUAGAGAUUGAAUUUUUAUAGGCAAUAAAGCGAUGUGUUCGUCGUUUUAUAUUUUUAAGUAUUAAACCAACCGGAGUGGCCGCGAGCGUGAGUAUCAAGGAGAGGAAUAAUGUUUUGUUGUGUGAUAAAUAGUGCAUUUGGUAAUCGUGCAUGCGUAUUGUUUAUUAAAUGGAUUGAAACUAUACAUUUCUCGACUGAAUUAUUAAUUACUGUUAAAUACAUUUAAUAAUUAAGUAAUUAUUAACUGAAUUAUGACUGAAUUAUUAAUAGUAGUUAAUAAUUCAGUCGGGGUUUGUUGACAUUAAGUAGGUGGACACUGUUAACAAAACUAAUGCAUUACAUUGUAUUUAGCAAACUGUACGAGUAUUUUUACACAUGCACGCAAAAGUAACGCCGAUCGCUAGCUCAGAAACUACUCGGUAAUGCUAUGAGUGAUUGUAUUGUACUUAUGUGGCCUCUACGGUUGGUUUAACACUCCAGUUAUAAACAGAUACUCAAAUGCGUUUUAACUUAUGACUUUGAAACUGCACGCUAUUUUUUUAUAUUAUUAUGUUGUUAUAAAUAUUUAGGGAUUUUUAAAGGAAUUUUUCUUUAAUUAGACGAUUUGUUUUACAAAUUGUGCAGCAUGAGAAUCAUUAAUUAUUGUGAUUAAAACACGAGAUUAAAAAAAAUAUUUUGUGUGACAUGACUCAUCGCGUAAAUUAUAGGGUGGAAUUUUACAUACGAACCAAUUUUCGCAAUUCUUGUUUUAUUUAUGGAAAGUCGAACGCUUAAUGUAGCUGUCGAACACAGCUUACUUUGCGAACAUUUUGGCAAGUUGUGACGUCACUUUUAGUACGGAGCAUUUGGACGAGUCCGAAAAUGUGUGAUUUUAUUUUUGCCAUAUCUUUGAACGCAUUAUCAUUGUAUUUUUUUCACUGGUGUUUCUAUUAAUAUAGGAGCCGUCGAAUAGUCACUAAAACAUAAAUUUGUCACCGAGCCUAUUGUGGGUAAUUUAAUAAUGGGAUCUCAUUACCAAUGUAUAAACGACUAGCUUUUGCCCACAACUUAGUACGAGUAUGUGAGUAAAAAUCCGUUUCCCGUGGGAAUUUCAGGAAAUCUCUUCUUAGUGCUCCCCUACAUUGACCGUGGAACCUACACACCCAAUUUCAGCUUUCUACGCCCAGUAGUUUCGGUUGUGCGUUGUCUGUCAGUCAGUCACUCUCAGUAACGCUAGUUUUACAUAUAUAUAUAUAGAUAAUAAUGGGCUAUACAAGGUGUAAAUCUCAAAUUUAUUUAAUUUUGUAUAAUAUAGAAUGUAUUACCGCGAAAUGUGAUACGUUUAAAACUUAAUAACAAUUUACAAAGAUCUCAAUUUUAAAAAGAUUUAAUAGAAAAAAGCAGUGUUUUAAUUUUUUUUUUUUGGGUGAAACUAAAUGAAUUUAUUUAAUUUCAAAGAAAUGUUAGUAAAUGACAUUAUUUCUGUUUAUUACUGCAUCUGUCUUUACAAUUUGUGACAAAAAAAGUGAUUUUAUUUAAUUUAAAUGUACAAAAGCUUUUGCACCACCAUAUUAUGUAUUUUGCAUACAUAAAUAAAGUAUUUUAUUAAUUUUAA